AUGGAUAUUGCCAUACAGAGCAUAUGUGCAGCUACGAUCAUUGCGGAAUUCAUAAUUGGGAGUGCUGCAAAUGGACUCAUAGUGCUGGUGAACAUCACAGACUGGGUCAAGAGGAGGAAGAUCUCUUCAGUGGAUCAGAUCAUCACUGCUUUGGCAAUCUCCAGAAUAAAUAUGCUGUGGUUUACAUUUAUUAUUACACUAAUAUCUUCACUCUAUCCAGAUUUAGAAAUGACUGUGAAAAUGGUAAGAAUAAAAAAUAACAUCUGGGUUAUUGCAAAUCAUUUUAGUAUCUGGCUGGCUACCACCCUCAGCAUAUUAUAUUUUCUCAAAAUAGCCAAUUUUUCUAACUAUAUUUUUCUUUACCUAAAGUGGAGGUUUAAAAAGGUGGUUUCUGUGACAUUGCUGCUGUCUCUGCUCUUUUUGUUUGUAAAUAUUUUAGCAAUGAACAUACAUAUUGAUGAUUGGACAGAAAAAUGCAAAAGAAAUCCAUCUUACAAUUCCACAUCAAAGUAUUACACACAAUUUUACAGACUUAUAUAUUUAAUUAACACAAUGUUCACAUUCAUUCCAUUCACUGUGUCUCUGAUCAUUUUUACCCUGCUCAUCUUCUCCCUGUGGACACAUCUGAAGAACAUGCAGCACAACAUCAAAGACACCAGAGACCCCAGCACCAUGGCCCACAUAAAUGCCCUGCAAAUGAUGGUCACCUUUCUCCUUUUCUAUGUAGUUUUCUUUAUGUCUCUUGCCACACAAGCUUGGGUCUCUCAGUUUCUAGAGAAAAAAAAUUUGCUUUUUGCUGCACUUAUAAUUACUUUUCCUUCAGUCCACUCAUGUGUUCUGAUUCUGAGAAAUAGCAAACUGAGGCAGGCUUCUCUCUUGGUGGUGUGGUGGCUUAGGUGCAGGUCCAAAUAUGUAUAA
Molecule: messenger RNA, 918 nt
Organism: Alexandromys fortis (reed vole)
Lineage: Eukaryota; Metazoa; Chordata; Mammalia; Rodentia; Cricetidae
Product: taste receptor type 2 member 125-like
Exons: 1
Coding region: 1-918 (305 amino acids)
Biological process (GO): G protein-coupled receptor signaling pathway; sensory perception of taste; detection of chemical stimulus involved in sensory perception of bitter taste
Cellular component (GO): membrane
Molecular function (GO): G protein-coupled receptor activity; bitter taste receptor activity
Source: RefSeq, a predicted model, not a curated record